CCGCGCGCCAUUUUCCCCUCCAUUCCCUCCCCCUGUGGGGCGCAUGAGCGGUGCGGGUGGUGGCGGCCGUGAGGUGGGGCGGGGGGGGGCGGUGGCGGCUGAGCGGAGCCGGCUGAGGGGCGGCCCCGCGGCGGGCAGGGCCGGGCUGGGCCGGGCCGGGCGCUGACGGCUCCGAGCGAGGAGCUGAGGGAAGGCUGAGGGGCCGCGGGGAUGAAGGACCGGCUGGCCGACUUGCAGGAGUGUAAAGGAAAUGAAGAUGGAGAAACAGUUAUUGUUGAAAAAGACCAUUUUAUGGAUGACUUCUUCCAGCAGGUUGAGGAACUUAGAAAUAAUAUAGCAAAAAUAGCACAAAAUGUGGAAGAAGUAAAAAAGCAGCACAGCAUUAUCCUGUCAGCCCCAAAUCCUGAAGGAAGAACAAAAGAAGAACUCGAAGAAUUAAAUGAGGAAAUAAAGAAGAUUGCUAAUAAAAUCCGAGCCAGGUUAAAGGCUAUUGAACAAACUUUUGAUCAGGGCGAAAAUGCUAAUCGGACAUCAGUGGAUCUCAGGAUAAGAAAAACACAGCACUCUGUAUUAGCUCACAAGUUUGUGGAGGUCAUGACAGAAUACAACGAGACCCAAUCUCUUUUUCGAGAACGCAGCAAAGGUCGGAUACAGAGACAAUUAGAGAUAACUGGAAAGACCACCACUGAUGAGGAACUGGAGGAAAUGUUAGAGAGUGGUAAUCCUUCAAUUUUCACAUCUGAUAUUAUAUCAGACUCCCAAAUAACUAGGCAAGCUCUGAAUGAAAUUGAGUCGCGACACAAGGAUAUUAUGAAACUGGAAUCUAGCAUACGGGAGUUACAUGAAAUGUUUAUGGACAUGGCUAUGUUUGUUGAGACUCAGGGUGAAAUGAUCAACAACAUAGAAAAGAACGUGAUGAAUGCAUCAGAUUAUGUGGAGCAUGCUAAAGAAGAGACAAAAAAGGCAGUUAAAUAUCAAAGUAAAGCACGAAGGAAAUUAAUGUUCAUUAUUAUAUGUGUAACUGUAUUACUUCUGAUUCUUGGAAUUAUCCUAGCAACAACACUAUCAUAGCAAGUAUAUUCAAAGAGCUACGAACCUUCAGCAACUCCAAAAUAUGUCUUCAGUAAAGCCAAACUUUUUUUUAUUAAAGAUGCCUUACACCCUUACACUGUUACAUGAUGAUUACCUAUCACUGAAAGGCUAAAAUGAAAACAAAAUCACUCUUAAUGUUUACUUAUAAAUGAAGAACAGAAUGUAUUAGGAUACGUAUGGAUUUUCAUCAUAAACUAUACAUUUGUAAGACCAAAACUUGCUUUUAAUUGUUUUGAACUAAAGUAACUUAGGAUGUUUUCAUACUUCAGUGUUAUAAACAGUUCAAAUAGGGAGUUGAGAAACUUGAGUUUUGACUGUUUGACUUUUUUAUUUCUAUUGCUACUAUAAUCCUAAUCACAGAUUUUAUAACCUUACCGGUGCUGCUUCUGUUAGCACUCCUGUGAACAUUUUUAUGAAAUGUAGCUAUGUCUUUAAGUUAUUUAGUCACCUUAGCCUGUCUAAGCUUAAUACUUUAUUAAAAUAUUUUUCAGCAAGUGCUAAAAUAUUUUAUCCAGAAAAGACCACUUAAAUAUUUAAUGGUCUGUCUCCUAAAUUACACUUUAAAAAGCAAAGGGUUUUCCUUUUUUUUUUUUUUUUACACUUUCCAUUUUUAAUCUUUUCAACAUGACUAAGGUUAAUUGCUUUAAGUAUUUCCUUUACCUUAUGGUAGAAAUGUUUUCUGGUAAAGAAUACAGUAACGAAACACACAAUUUGAACUUCAGCAAAUAAUUUUACAGUCUUUGUUCAAACAAAACUCAUGGAUCAGUUUAGCCUUAUUGCUCAUAUGAAUGAUAAAAAUCAUAUGAUAAAAUUAUUUUAAAAAAUCACACCUUCUGUAAAGCCAAGUCAAUAUUUCAUUUUCAGAAGCUUGCUAAUGUUGUUGUGUGAAUAUAGUACAUGGGGAGAAAUGCAACUCCAUCAGAAAACUCCAGAACAUAAUGCAAACUAAGACACUGAUUUGUUAUGAAAUUUAUGUAUUAUAUAACAUGUAUGAAGUGUUUUAGUAUAUACAUAUUGUUGUAAUGCUAGCUUGUAAGACCUGAAAGCUUGAAAGACUUCAAAUGUAACCAAAUAACUGCAUUUAAUGUUAAAGGUUAUUUUUGUAUUUUGUGUGUAAAAUAUUUGUAACUUGAAUUUUUGAUUUCUCAUUGUUUAGGAUGUCCAUGUAGAUAUGUAGAUAUAUUUACACUGUAAGAGAAUAGAGGAACGUAUAAUGUGUGCCUUUCUAAACAGAGUCUAAAACUAUGCUUGUUAAUGUUUCCAGAUAUUCAACUAUAAUGUUAAUUGCAAUAACUGUCAUAAAAGAUUAGAAUCCUUAAACUUACGUUUUGUGGAAAGUACCUGAGGUUAUUCACUAAAAUGUAACUCAGUCUAUUGACUAGCUUCAUAAAAUUCAGCAAAGUUUACAAUAUAUAUUGUAUGUAUGAAUAUUCUUGCUUUGCUGUCCAAUUAUACUGUGAAUAUGCUAGAGCUAUUCAGAUAUCAUACUUUUUUUUUAAAAAAAAAAAAAAAGCCUUCUGCAAGCCAGCCAUAAAGAAGUCGCUUGAAAAAAUUCAACUUCAUUAACGAACAAUUUUUACCUCUCAGCCCAGAACACUCGUCAAUGGUUGUAAGGAAGUUUACAAACAAAGUAAGGAAAGAUUGGUUGCCUUAGUGCUCAUUCUAGGUAAAAUAUAUUUUUAUUCUAUAGUUUUCUAGAAUUCUAAUAGUAAAUAUUAUUUAUACAGAUACAAAGUACAUUGAGGGGAUCAGUUCUGCUGUUCUACAGCUGGUUAUCUAAAAUGUCGCUCCAAAUUCGGUUGUGUUGAUUUUUUUAAUUUAUAAUGCAGUAAUUUGCCCAUCAAGAACAGAAAUAUGAAUAAGUCGCUCCAUGCUUUUUUACUUGUUAUACAGCUGCCUCAGUUUGUUUUAAAACAAAACUUGUUUUUCACAUGAACUUUUGUUCUGUUAAUAUUGUGGGGGAGGAAAUCUCUAACCUAUGCACUAAUAAAUUUAUCUACACAAG
Molecule: messenger RNA, 3097 nt
Organism: Cygnus olor (mute swan)
Lineage: Eukaryota; Metazoa; Chordata; Aves; Anseriformes; Anatidae
Gene: STX2
Product: syntaxin 2
Exons: 10
Coding region: 211-1071 (286 amino acids)
Biological process (GO): intracellular protein transport; exocytosis; synaptic vesicle fusion to presynaptic active zone membrane
Cellular component (GO): SNARE complex; endomembrane system; presynaptic active zone membrane
Molecular function (GO): SNAP receptor activity; SNARE binding
Source: RefSeq, a predicted model, not a curated record